Botrytis cinerea B05.10 is the source of this 1273-nucleotide messenger RNA. RefSeq lists its product as hypothetical. Bases 250 to 960 code for a protein of 236 amino acids. The transcript has a single exon. The record is from RefSeq and is a predicted model, not a curated record. NCBI's taxonomy places the organism in Eukaryota, Fungi, Ascomycota, Leotiomycetes, Helotiales, Sclerotiniaceae.
GAUGCUGACAUCCAGCUUCUGAUCAACUGUUACAUUCGUGCUGAUGUUCUCUUCUAGAGCCUACUUACCUUGAGAAGAUAAUUUAGUUCGAGGCUGAUUAAGUUGAGGACGAAAGGCCUUGAAAUACUGUUUCAUUCAAUCCGUAUUACACGCUGCUGUUUUUGGAUCGGCAGAGAUCUAAAUUCACACAUAUUUCCCCAAAUACUCGUUGAAAAGUAAACUUCCAGGGCACUCAAAUUUACCAUUUCUAUGUCAGAACCCUCCAAAUCGCGGACUUCCUUCUCGGAUCUUCCUAUCGAGCUUCGCUUAGUUAUUUGGAAUCUAGCAAUAUCUCCCCGAGCUGUAGUAGUCCAAUACAACUACACCAAAAAAUCCUGCAUCUCAAAGGACAUCCCUUCUUUACUCCUCGUUUCGCGCGAAGCUCGAGCCGAAGCUCUUCAAAAAUAUGAGAUAAGUUUUGGAACUCGUUCCGAAGUCAAUUCAACCAUUUACUUCAACUACGAACUUGACACUGUUGUCUUUGAUUGGGAAUCCUUCCGAGAUUCUUAUCCGAGCCGUCACAUGUCUUACCACGAAGAAUGUUGUCGGAUCAAACGGAUUCGUGUGUCGGACAAAACUCUUGAUUAUCUAGUCAAAAAUGGGAUGCGAGAUUUAACUACUUUCAAAGAAGUCGAAGAAAUCUCUAUCUCGGGAUGCUAUGGGGGUGCGGUGAAAUCUAGAGAAGAAUAUUUCCUGUCGAGAUUAAGCGACUGGUUCAUGGACGACGCGGGUAUGAAUUGCUAUAGUACCCAAAAUGGUCACUUCCUACCGAAGUUUAGUUGUCUUGAUGGCGGUCGCGAUUGCCCAAGACAUUUUUGGUUCCGGCAGUGGAAUAAUUGGGCUGGACCAAGAGGAAUACGGAAGAUUGACUGGACGGGCAUGUUCAUAGAGGCUUACAUAAAUCUAGGUCUCUCGGAUUGAAAGAGGUAAAGGACGCUGUUCAGAAAUCAGUCAGAUGUGCAUCACGUUUGAGCAUGACGGAGUUUGAAUUCGACUCUCAAAUUACAUGUUUUGUUAACCUAUUUUGUUAACCUAGAUCUUAGAUAAUUAGCAAGUCAGAUACGGACAGCAAGGACCUGGCGGAGGUGAUAUCCGACUCGCAGGACUUUAUGAACCCAAGUGCAAAAGAUGACUUAUGAUUACUUUGAGACUAAGGUAUAUGUAUACGUGGGAAGCUCUCAAUCACAAGAAUAAUGUAAAUAGCUAAACGUAGUGCAAUUAUUGACUUAUACCA